AUGAUUCCAGCCAAGGGAGGCCAGGGCUCUGACAGCCUAGCAGGCUCAGGAAGGAGGGCCAGCGACCUCAGCCUUGGCGUUGGGGGUAAGAUGGGGAGGGGCCGUCCAUUCUUGGGACCACUUCACACUGGACCCAAGGAGGAGUGUGGACUCCUUCCUAGAGUUCCUGGAAAUGCGAUGAGGGUGGGGCAGCCUCAGAGGGACACCAGCAUCAGCCCCCACCUCUCCCAGCCCCAGGAAAUAGCUGCGGGGCCGUCCAUCUGCGUGCCGCCGACAGAGACAGAUGGGCAGCCGGGCAACUGGCAGUGUCUGGGGUGUGUGAUGAGCAGCCCAGUCUGGACAGAUGGGCAGGGCCGAACCUCUGUCCAGCAACCUGCUGCUGGGCGAAUGGACGCCAGCCUGGGCCCUAUGGAGCCAGCGUGGCCCCAGUCCCGGAGAAGUGACGGCCACCUAGAGGGACCUGCAAAAGCAGGACUGGGCUCCCGUCCCUCUGGCGUCUCUCCAGCCGAGUGA
Messenger RNA from Rangifer tarandus platyrhynchus (Svalbard reindeer), 513 nucleotides. The record is from the annotation of a GenBank genome assembly. Lineage: Eukaryota; Metazoa; Chordata; Mammalia; Artiodactyla; Cervidae.